GGGCUCCACCCUAGCAUGUGCUUUUCCCCACCUCUUCACCUGAAGCUAAAAGCUUUUGAGCCAAGAGGGUGGGCCCAGGCUGGGCGGAAGGGAGAGGUUGCUAGCCUAGAAAGGGCACGUGAGAAAGCUGAGACCCCAGCACAAGCCAGAAGCCCUGGGGGCCCUCACCGCCAGAAUAGGGCCAAACCUGCUGAGCCAGGCCGCCCCCUCUCCCUCGCCCACGUCCGCUCCCAGCACCUGCGGCCUGACCUUUGGCUGGUGUCUCCGCCUUCUUUGCCCCGAAGACUCACCCUCCCUAGCCCAAAACAGUGCUCAGUCGCCAGCCGGACGGGCCAGGCUCUGGAAGGCGCCCCGGAAGUCAUGGAGGUCCUGGUCCUGGCCAGAUACCGCGCCCGGAAAGAGGACGAGCUGAGCCUGGCGCCUGGGGACGUGGUCCGGCAGGUGCGCCAGGGGCCCGCGAGGGGCUGGCUGCGCGGAGAGCUAGGGGGCCGCUGUGGCCUCUUCCCUAAGCGCCUCGUGCAGGAGAUUCCAGAAGCCCUACGAGUUGCCGGGGAGGCGCUGAGACCACGCUGCGCGCGCCGCCCACGGCAGCCCUCCAAAUCUCGGGGCCCGCAAAGAUGGUGCAAAGUGAACUUCAACUACAGUCCGGAGCAGGUGGACGAGCUGAAGCUGCAAGCUGGGGAGACUGUAGAAGUGAUAAAGGAGAUUGAGGACGGCUGGUGGCUGGGGAAGAAGAACGGGCAGCUGGGAGCCUUCCCAUCCAACUUUGUGGAGUUGCUGGACAGUGGGCCCCCAAGUCUUGGUAACACAGACCUGCCUUCCAUCAGCCCUGGUCCUCAGCAGCCUCCCAAGCUGGCAGGCCUGACCUUUGACAGCCCUCCAGACUACCUGAGGACAGUCUCCCACCCUGAGACCUACAGGGCCCUGUUUGACUACCAGCCGGAGGCCCCUGACGAGUUGCCACUGAAGAGGGGGGACGAGGUGAAAGUACUGAGAAAGUGCACAGAGGAUAAAGGCUGGUGGGAAGGAGAGUGUCGGGGCAAAAGAGGCGUUUUUCCAGACAACUUUGUGCUCCCACCACCCCCAGUCAAGAAGCUGGUCCCACGGAGAGUGGUAUCUCGGGAAUUAGUUUCUAAGGAACCAAAGAAAUUGAUGGCCAGAACAUCCCUCCCUACUGUCAAGAAGCCAGUGACUGCUCCCACUGGACCCAGCAAAGCCAGGACACCCUGUGGGGACAGUCAGAAGCGCCCCUCCCGGGAUGCAGGCUCCAGUGGCAGCUUCCUCAGCGGGGUUCCGGGGCCGCCGGGCAGAAAGCGAUCCAAUACCCAGGCUCUCCGGCAGCACUCUGCACCCAGUCAGAAGACCCAGACUGUGGACGAGGACUCCACUCCGCAGAGGGUCUUCUCUACGGAUGCGGUCCCUGCCCUAGAAGUUCCAUCUAAGGAUGAAGCCCUUGGCCAGUUCAUGGCCCCUGCCCUGGAAAAUCUCAUGACCCCAGAGCAGGGGCUUCCCCAAGAGGUCUCCCCGGGAAAGGGCACUCAGCCCCAGCGCUUCUCUCCUGAGGAAUGCCUGCAUCAGCGCCAGGCUCUGGCGGCCAUGGAGACUCAAUCUCAAGAAGAGGUCCCCGUGCCAGAGCAGGCUCCCCUGCAGCCUGAGUCCUCAGAGAGGAGACAGAGGGACAGCCGCCUGUUCCAAGAGGAGUCCGAGUCCCAGCCAGGGCCCGCGCCUGCCCUUGAGAAGGCCUUGCCCCAGGAGGAGGCCACAGCCCUGCGGAAGGAGGCACCUGCAAAGGAGGAGCCUACUCCCAAAGACUGCAAAGAGCAGGGAGUCCCUCAUCCCCAAACCCCACACACCAGCAAGCAGACUCCAGAACCCCCGGGGACUCCCACCUUCCAUUCCCUGGUUGUGCAAAACUCUGAGAACAAGAAUGACGGAGUGGACAUGACGUCGCUAAUGCACGAGGUGACAUCUCUCAGGAGUGCCCUGGAGCGCCUGGGGCUGCAGCUGGAAAGGAAGAUGACCCAGGUCUGGGAGGAGCUGAGGAAGGAGAAGGAGAAGCUCCGCUCGCUGGAGGUUCAGAUAAUGCAGAGGACCCAGAAGUCCACAGCGCAGGGCUUCAAACACGCCGCGACGCAGACGCAGUGAAGAUCACCGGCCUGCCUGGGAGGGACGCCGAGCUCAGGCCCCCAUGUCGUUACACUCGGCUUGGGGAAACGCAAGAAAGUAAACUCUGAGAUGGACGCGC
This is a messenger RNA of Chinchilla lanigera (long-tailed chinchilla), 2245 nucleotides long. It is a transcript of the gene Mnmip1, whose product is annotated as SH3 domain containing 21. The transcript has 16 exons. Bases 16 to 2145 code for a protein of 709 amino acids. The record is from RefSeq and is a predicted model, not a curated record. Lineage: Eukaryota; Metazoa; Chordata; Mammalia; Rodentia; Chinchillidae. Gene Ontology annotation, molecular function: protein binding.